Messenger RNA from Cydia fagiglandana, 1530 nucleotides. It is a transcript of the gene Tre1, whose product is annotated as protein trapped in endoderm-1. Bases 254 to 1303 code for a protein of 349 amino acids. Gene Ontology annotation, biological process: G protein-coupled receptor signaling pathway. Lineage: Eukaryota; Metazoa; Arthropoda; Insecta; Lepidoptera; Tortricidae. The transcript has 6 exons. Gene Ontology annotation, molecular function: G protein-coupled receptor activity. The record is from RefSeq and is a predicted model, not a curated record. Gene Ontology annotation, cellular component: membrane.
GCGUCGUCCAGUUGUUGUGUGUAAUUUUCGAACGUUUUCGCGCCGCUAGCGAACUAAAAUAAUAAAAUAAACGUUUUGAAAUAUUGUGACUUGGAAUUUUGUGAGUUUUCUUUCAGUUGUCACACGAUGCACCGAUAGCAACCAGAUGGCGCAUAAAACAGUGACUAAAACCAAAAUAAAAAACAAAAAUGUCAAGUGAAAGUUCCGAUUUCAAAAGUGUAGUGAUGUGCUGACGUUAUCGAUAUUCGUCACGAUGGAUUUGGAUAAUCUGACUGUGGUGGUGAACUCGACGGCGGCGAUCUCUUAUCCGAGAGAGGCGACCAUUUUGGCGGCCGUGUGUGCGUGUAUCUUCAGUGUGGUGGGAGUUGUUGGUAACUUCGUCACAACCGUGGCGCUCCUCAUGCACCCUAAACUCCGGACCCACGUCACGACCAUGUUCGUUCUUUCCCUCUGCGUGUCAGAUCUGAUGUUCUGCGCAAUAAACCUUCCACUGACUGCGCGGAGGUUUAUUCGGGCAGACUGGGGGUUGGGCGAGCAGCUGUGUCAGAUGUUCGCUUUCGUGUUCUACGGGAAUGAGGCAGUUUCACUACUGUCCAUGGUGGCUAUUACCAUCAACAGAUACACGUUGAUCGCGUACUACGACAUGUACGCCUCCAUCUACACCACCACCAAGAUCUGGGUGCAGUUACUACUCAUCUGGCUCGUGUCCUUUGGUCUCAUGGUUCCCCCACUGCUGGGCAUCUGGGGCACUCUGGGGCUCGACAAAAAAACAUUCUCCUGCACAAUACUCUCCGACGAGGCCGGACACUCCCCUAAAAAGUACCUCUUUGUCUUUGGUUUCGCGCUGCCGUGUCUGGUGAUCAUUGUGUCCUACUCUUGUAUAUACUGGCGAGUGCGGGAGAGUAAGAGAAAGCUGGAGGGCCGAAGGUGUGUAUGUGGCAAGCUAAGCGGUCAAACAGCCAAAGAAAAAGAAGAAGACUCCCGCCUAACAACUCUCAUGCUGACCAUUUUCCUCUGUUUCCUCGCCUGUUUCCUCCCAUUAAUGAUCAUGAACGUAGCAGACGACAGCAUAAAAUACCCAUGGCUUCACAUAAUAGCCUCCAUUCUCGCCUGGGCGUCGAGUGUGAUCAACCCCUUAAUAUACGCAGCGACCAAUAGACAAUAUAGAGCGGCGUACGGUAACCUUUUAAAGUUUUGCAAGACCAAUCCGGUCAUGCGAAGAACGACAUUGGGAAGUCGGACGGUCGGGCAUUCGUCUAAUUCACCGCACUAUGUGGAGAAGAGAAAUCCUACGAGGUUAUGAAUAAUAUGAAUCGUUUUUUGUGUUUUUUGGCAGAAUCUCAAUGUUUUAGGUUAAGUCUUCUAUAGUGGCGCAAACCCAAUUUGUCAGUAGAAAAAGGCAGGAAAUUAUUAAAUACUUUGCGAAAUUGGUUUGCUAUUGCUAUAUCUACGAAAUUGUAACAGAAGUUGGACUAUGAAGUAUGUGUAAAGCAUUUAAGAAGUUCUAAUAGAUGGUCUCCGCAGACUCAA